GCGAGCCGACCGAGGGCAUUUUAAAAGGUGUCAUCGUUUUUAUUGGAAAAAGUUGUGGUUGGAGGGUCAAACCACAGCGGGGGGCGCGGCGGAAGGGUCCGGUCAUGUUUUACGAGAACUCCGCAUGGAAAACGCACAAAAUCUGCGGGACUUCAUCUCUCCUUCCUAUGACUCCCAAGAAACCUCAGCAGUGGCUGCAAGUGGUCGGACAUGCAGGGAGCUUUCAUGUUGGGGAUUAUGGUACACUGCUGAAGAGGUUUUGUAAGGGGGAGCAACAAUGCUACCUCAGGCUGAUGGAGGACGCUCUGAGUCCCUUUGUUCCAGCCUACCACGGUGUGGUGCAGCGGGACGAGCAGGAUUACAACAUGAUGGAUAACUUGCUGACCCAUUUCAGCACACCUGCCAUCAUGGACUGCAAGAUGGGCAGUCGCACAUACCUCGAGGAGGAGCUGCUGAUGGCCCGAGAACGCCCCCAGCCUCGUAACGACAUGUACGAGAAGAUGGUGGCUGUGGACCCAGAGGCCCCGACAGUUCAGGAGCGAACCCAGCAGGCAGUGCUGAAAACCAGGUACAUGCAGUGGAGGGAGACGCUGAGCUCCACAACAACUCUGGGUUUCCGUAUCGAAGGAUUCAGGAAGGCAAAUGAAGAAUGUCACACAAACUUCAAAAGGACCAAAAGCAGAGAUCAAGUGAUGGAAGCACUUAACAACUUUGUUGAGUCCAAUACACACAUUGUGUGGGGCUAUCUGAGACGGUUGAAGCAAUUGCGGCAGGUCUUGGAGACGUCAGACUUCUUCAGAGCACAUGAGGUUGUGGGCAGUUCUUUACUGUUUGUACACGACUGGACAGGCCAAACAGGAGUCUGGAUGAUUGACUUUGGAAAGACCGUGGCCUUGCCGCCACACCUCACCGUGGACCACCGCACUCCCUGGGUAGAGGGCAAUCGUGAAGAUGGCUAUCUGUGGGGUCUGGACAACCUCAUUGACAUACUGGCCAAUAUGCUGCCGCUGACCUGAACGCCACUCAAAAUGUGUGGAAAUGUACUCUCAGUCCUUCCUUCACCACUCAUAAGUGAAUGACUGCAGAUGAACUGGUUUCUGAAAUGGUUAUUGUGGGAAUGAACUGAAAAUAGGAAGGCGUAAAAAAAAAAAAUGGAGGAUGUGAUUGAUUAUAAUAACACAUUUGCAAGAUGUGUUAUCAAGUAAAUACUUUGCAGAACAGAUUUAUUUUCAUUAAAUCAGUCCCUCAAUAUAAUUUAACGCAGAUUCAAUCAAUCCCUGUGAAUUCUGCGCAACCGCAACCAAUAACCGCAACUUUUCCCCCGCAAAUUUGACCAAUAAUUGUAGUUUCCCACACAAAACAGCGAGCCCUACGCCACCAAACUCACUUCCUUGUUUCUUGUCGUGAAGAUGCAGACCAGGCAGACAUGUACAACACAGAUGUCUCAUAUUUGCCCCCAGAAUCCUGAGCGUUUAGUUAAGGUUACUUGGAAAACUCAUUGUGAUUUUAUUCUAACUGGAACAAGUUGCCUCAGAUUUUUAAUGAAUUGUAAAAUUUUAAAAAACAAAACAACUAUUGUUCAAUUUACAAUUUUCACUUUCUCUCACAAUUUCAUAGCAAAAAAUACCAUCGUAAGUUUUUAGAAAAGAUCCUGUGAAAUCAGGCAAUCCCCAAAAAGGCCCAAGCAAUCCUGGAGCCACUAGUAAAUUAGGCGCACAACACGGCUCAAAAGGGCACUGGAGAUUUGUGGACUCUCUGAGCAACCUGAGCCUUUUAAAGUUUGACCACUACAUAGACCUACAAUACUAAGAUUACCUUGUAAGAUCCAAACACAGUCUCAGUUUUCAGCCUCAGCAGGUCUGACUCGACUGUUUUGUGAUGACCUGCUCAUUAUUUUAGUAAAAACAUGACACUAGCAAUUAUAAGCCAAUAAUAUGGCUGCCACCUCUGACUUGAGAUGAUCAGUAAUGUCACACUGUGUCAUUAAAUUGGUGCUAAAAUGAU
This is a messenger RNA of Morone saxatilis (striped sea-bass), 2004 nucleotides long. RefSeq names its product inositol-trisphosphate 3-kinase C-like. Gene Ontology annotation, molecular function: inositol-1,4,5-trisphosphate 3-kinase activity; inositol tetrakisphosphate kinase activity. Lineage: Eukaryota; Metazoa; Chordata; Actinopteri; Moronidae. Bases 105 to 1016 code for a protein of 303 amino acids. The transcript is spliced from 7 exons. Gene Ontology annotation, biological process: inositol phosphate biosynthetic process. Gene Ontology annotation, cellular component: cytoplasm; nucleus. The record is from RefSeq and is a predicted model, not a curated record.